Molecule: messenger RNA, 2857 nt
Organism: Geodia barretti
Lineage: Eukaryota; Metazoa; Porifera; Demospongiae; Tetractinellida; Geodiidae
Source: the annotation of a GenBank genome assembly
CAAUACAUUGGAACCGAUUUAAUAAGAACACUACUAAAAGUAAAAAAAACCUAGUUAUUAUGUUUAUCCCCAGGCAACACUAACUGGUACAACUUGCUACAGCUAUAGUGUAUUCUUGUAAAUACGAACAUUAAUGAAGGUUUUCUGCAAUUUGUAUCAACAAGGUUCUACUCUACCUCAUCGUAUUAGCAGCACAUAAUUAUCAGAGACACAGCAACAGAAUAUUGUUACAUGCUGUUUUAUACCUACUGGCAUAAAGUAGCUUGCUGGGUAUUCGUGUCAGACAAAAUUAAUGUUAAUGAAUCCAAAUUUGUGAACCUUCCAAAGUUUUGUUCUAAAAAAUAAUUAAUACUGAUUAUUUUGGGGGAAUAAGAAACAGAAUUUUUACUUACGACACUGUUUGUAACUAAUUGUCCAUAAUGUAGAUGUCAGGGUACAAAGUUUACUUGCCUAUAUAAUUAUUGGCAGCAAACUCAACAAAAUUUAAAGACUCCAUCAUGUCUACCGCAAAAAUGAAAUGUAGACACACCACUUUGAAAAUCAGAUUUAUCAAGUCUAUGAGUGUGAUUCAUAUUUUGAUAGUCCAAUUAUAUUCUACUUUCUACUUUCAAAAUGCUCUUAUAGCCCUGAUCUCACCUGGAGAGAUGUGCAGUAUCUGAUUGUGUACACGUCUAACACCAAAGAGACUAAUGCAACUGAUUCAGUUACAAAUGGAGCCGGUCUGGUUGUGAGUCAUCAAGUUGGGUUUGGUGUGAUUGAUGCCGAGGCCAUGGUUACCAGAGCACAACGCUGGACUAAUGUACCUUCUCUUCUGAUAGAACAGAUGACCCCUACUAUAACUACUGGUUCAGCUGCAUAUCAGUCAUCAUUUACAACCACCAUCCAGUACAAUGGAUCGAUUCAAUAUUUGGAGCAUGUUGUAGUUACCAUGACAGUGGAUACAGUAACAGGGUACCGUAGAGAUAUAAGGAUUGAACUCACAUCGCCGUCAGGAACACAGUCCACCCUUCUGAGUCAUCGCAAUAGUGACUAUAGUUCCAGUGGUUACUCUGUUUGGCCGUUUAUGUCUGUAAUGUUCUGGGGUGAGGACCCUAAUGGAGAAUGGAACCUGACAGUUACCACUCGUAGCACCACUACUAGUAUUGAAGUUAGUCAAGUCGAAUUUCGGUUUUUUGGAACAUCUGGCACACCGGACUCAGUGGGUAACAUUCCGGCUACUUGUCAUCCAAACUGCAGUAGAGGUUGUUCCGGUGAAGGCUCUGAUAACUGUGAUGCUUGUUCUAAUCUCCGCAAUGCUUACACACUCGAGUGUAUCGACACAUGUCCACCAGGAUACACUCAACGUAACGGAUACUGCUAUAACUCAACACUACCGAAUGAAGAGUGCUUCUCUCCAUUGAAAGAGAAGGAGGGAGGUGAAAAUGCCACUUCAGCUCCAACUGGUGGUUCUUGUGUUGAUGCUGGGUUUGUUGGUUGCUGUGAUUCGAGCUGCUAUGUGGGUUUCCUGCUGGUGUGAUCAAAUAUGCUACUCCUUUGGUGACUGCUGUGAUGACAUAGAAGGCAUAGGAUGCUUUCCAGUCGGUGAUGGCGGUAGUGGUUCUGGCAGUGGUAUUAGUCCUACUACUGAACCUACCACAGGGCCAACAACUGGGCCAACUACAGGCCCAACAACUGAACCCACUAUGGAGCCGAGUACUGGAUCUUGUCUUGAUGCUGGAUUUGAUGGAUGCUGUGUCGACUACGAAAGCUGUGGGGUUUUCGGUCCCAGUGGAUCGGCCUGUUUCUGCGAUCAGCUAUGCUACAAUUUUGACGAUUGUUGUGAAGAUAUAGCGAAUGCAGGAUGCUACCCUCAGAACAUCCCUCAAGUUAUUCCUUACAUAACGUUUGGAGAAACGGAAGGAGUCCUCACACAGGCUGUUCCUAUUUUGAUGACGGGACUUCUGCCCCAAUUACUGUUUUAUUUCCACUUGGCUCAAACAACCGAUCAACUGUUUAUGUGGGAACGAAAUGGCUAUUUCACUUUUACUGGGUAUUCCGGAUAUUCGCCUUUCCUCUUUAAUGAGAACACUAGUCUUCCUCUUGUGGCUCCUUUCUUUACUGACAUCGACAUAUCUAAUGGAGUCGGUCAAAUUGACUAUGAGAUCCACACCAGUGAUACUUCAGGAUCCAUCCUCUCUCAAGUCAAUUCGGUGAUCAACGAACACACUGGCACUAGCUUCAAUGGUGAAUGGAUGCUGGUUGACUACUUGGGAACAUGUUCCAGCAUUUGGUGGUGGGACUAGCAUUACAAACACAUUCCAAGGAAUGUUAGUCACGGAUUUCACCAGGUCCUUUGCUGUGUUCACGUAUUAUUGUGGCCACCUGGGGUACUCUAAUGGAGCUACAAUUGGAUUCUCCAGUGGUGAUGGUCUCUUUGCUAACCAUCCGGCUACCCAGAGAAGUUCAGCUCAGUCCAUUGCCUGUCUGAACCAGCCUGUCACUCCAUGGGUCAACAUCGUCUAUGAACUCACUAGAGAAGGUGUGGUAUGCAGUGGGGGAUAUUACUACUCCAAUAUAGCACAAGAAUGCAUAUCCCUGGAUUCAGUGUACCAGUAUGAGCCAACUAUUCUGGAAGGAUGUGAUCCUGACAGGAAUGAUGAAUACCGCACUCAUAUCGAGGCCGAGAUUGAGGCCUUGAUAAAUGAGUAUUUUGAAAAUGCUCCAUGAACACAUUAAACGUAGCACUUUAACUAACAUGUUUUUGUCAAUUUUAGUAGGAUGCAAUACAAUAGCUAAUGUAAAGCUACCCUUCAUUGUUUUCUUAGACUUUCAGAUAUAUACUUUAUCGAUAUAUUUUUAUGAGUUUUGUUACCUGCGA